AAGACGUGGCUGUUGCUGCAGUGGCAGCUGUCAUCCAAAUUGUUCCAGGAGGAGUACUUGAAUGCCACAAUAAUAUUUUUUCUGUUUCUGUUUAAUCUUCACCCGUUUAUUCGGCGUCAAGAUGAUUUCGUUAACGGACUCCCAAAAGAUUGGAAUGGGAUUAACAGGCUUCGGCGUGUUUUUCCUCUUCUUUGGGAUGAUCCUUUUCUUCGACAAAGCACUCCUGGCUAUUGGGAAUAUCCUGUUUGUUGCUGGACUUGCCUUCGUCAUUGGGCUGGAGAGGACCUUCCGUUUCUUCUUCCAGAAGCACAAGAUGAAAGCCACCAGUUUCUUCCUGGGAGGUGUGUUUGUGGUGCUGAUUGGCUGGCCCAUCAUCGGAGUUGUGCUGGAGGUCUACGGCUUUUUCCUCUUGUUUAGGGGUUUCUUCCCAGUUGUAGUGGGCUUUAUCAGAAGAAUACCUGUCCUUGGCUCCAUCCUAAACCUGCCCUUCAUCAGUGCACCUUCGUAAGGCUCUGAGGACAAUCAGCAGUCGUGUACGUGGAUCAAGCGGGCGAGAGCAACACCAUGGUAUAACAGUGACUCUUUGUACCCAGAGAAGGCUGUUUGAGUACAGCAGGUUUUAUAGAGCAACACAAUCUCCCAUUGGGCUGAUUUAAAGCCGCUAAGGUUAUACGUUCAGAUUCCUCCCCUCCUCCAGCAGGCAAAGACUGCUUUCUGUCUGUCUGCAGUUUCACUGGUCAGUGCUACCAAUCAAAGGUUCAUCGGAGCGUCGCACCACCAGUCUCUUACUAAAGGGUGGAGUCACUAAGGUCACUACAAUAAAUAUUUCAAAUGCUAUUGAUCCCUUCGCCAUUGAGUGCAUCCGACAUGAAAAUGGAGGAUGGAAGACUCCCUCAGAGCACCAUCGACUCUGUCUACGUGACUUUCUUACUCUGUGGAACAAACAGACAAAACCACUGACCCUCCACAAGGAUGAGAAGUGGACCGACAGCCUGUCAUGUUGCCAUAUUUCUGUGCCUGUGCUUUAACUUUAUUUGGACAAAAGCUUAAGUCCAGCAUUUUGUCUCUUUGCAGUUAUUCUGUGACACUUUGUUCAUUUUUUGUGGCUAUUGUAAUAUUUUCCCUUCAUUACAUGUUAUUUCUGUUCACAGUUGGCUAAUGAGUACUUCAGUAUAAAUUAUUUUUUAAACGA
This is a messenger RNA of Epinephelus lanceolatus (giant grouper), 1192 nucleotides long. RefSeq names its product golgi transport 1Ba (gene golt1ba). The record is from RefSeq and is a predicted model, not a curated record. Lineage: Eukaryota; Metazoa; Chordata; Actinopteri; Perciformes; Serranidae. Gene Ontology annotation, cellular component: membrane; endoplasmic reticulum. Gene Ontology annotation, biological process: endoplasmic reticulum to Golgi vesicle-mediated transport; retrograde transport, endosome to Golgi.